Toxorhynchites rutilus septentrionalis is the source of this 609-nucleotide messenger RNA. RefSeq lists its product as uncharacterized. The transcript has 2 exons. The record is from RefSeq and is a predicted model, not a curated record. The coding region runs from base 48 to 560 and encodes 170 amino acids. Lineage: Eukaryota; Metazoa; Arthropoda; Insecta; Diptera; Culicidae.
CUGACAAGAAGUAGGCGACCGAAAAUUUUCUCCCGUCUGUUGCGAAAAUGUCUCGAGGGUUGGAAACGAAACCAAUAACGAUGAUGCGAAAGAAGUUCUUUCGCUAUGUGUUGAAGGGAGCCCAUUUUUUCAUAAAAACGAGAAAGCAAAAAAGAUUUACACUGCCCGAUUUGGUGUCCUACGUCUACCUCAAAAACCAACGAAUGGACAGACUGGAAUUCGUGGAAUCAAUGGUUAAACUGGCGGUGGAAAGAUACAAAAGGCUCGACCUAUUGGCAGAAACUCCCAGGGGGAAAUUUCAUCUUAAGCCAAAAAUUUCCCAUUCAAAUAUUGCCCCGCCACUAGAACCCUUCCAAAUUACCGAUGUGGAAGCAUCGGAAGAGGAGAUUCAAGCGGAGGAAUCACCCAUCCAAAUUAACAAUGUAACAUCUGAAGAGGAGAUUCCACCGGAAGCGUCUACAUCCCAAUCAUUGGGAAAUGAAGCCCUUCGGUACAGCAAAGACGACAAAAAUAUUGUAAUUCCGCCACAAAGGAAGUGCUGGUUUUGUAAUAUUAUGUAAUGUAUCUAUAGUGUAUUUAUAUUUAUUAAAAUCUUUAUUUUGAAAUAGC